Messenger RNA from Entrophospora candida, 170 nucleotides. The record is from the annotation of a GenBank genome assembly. NCBI's taxonomy places the organism in Eukaryota, Fungi, Glomeromycota, Glomeromycetes, Entrophosporales, Entrophosporaceae.
UUGUCAAUGAUGUUAAUGAGUCUAAUGGUGGUAAUUCAGGAAAAAUCAAACUAACUGAUAAAGAGAGAUUGUUAUCUAAUGAAAAACAAAAUGAUGAAAGCUGGACACUAUCAACUGGUACAAAUGUCUCAGAGAUAUUAGAAAAAUGCACAAAAGAUGACAAAAAAUAA